Molecule: messenger RNA, 2963 nt
Organism: Pseudophryne corroboree (corroboree frog)
Lineage: Eukaryota; Metazoa; Chordata; Amphibia; Anura; Myobatrachidae
Product: gastrula zinc finger protein XlCGF17.1-like
Exons: 1
Coding region: 39-1145 (368 amino acids)
Biological process (GO): regulation of transcription by RNA polymerase II
Cellular component (GO): nucleoplasm
Molecular function (GO): RNA polymerase II cis-regulatory region sequence-specific DNA binding; DNA-binding transcription repressor activity, RNA polymerase II-specific
Source: RefSeq, a predicted model, not a curated record
AUGGACACACAAGCAGGAAUAUCUCAGAAGGACAUCUAAUGUUAUCCCCGGAUUGUGACAUAAAAGAUAAUGACAGUAGACAGGAUUCUCCAGGAGCUAACCCCAUUACCCCAAUUAUACAUCCAGCUCUAUCAGCUGAUCCCUCUGAUCCUGGGAAAUGUUCUCCUGAUCACUCUGAUAUUGGUGCAUCUGUUACAGCUCUGACAGUAGAUACAGAGUUUCCAUGUGCUAUAGAUGCCAAAUGUUUUACACAGAACACAAAGCGUAUUAACCCUCAGACAGCUAAGGCAGGUGAGAGGCAAUUUCCGUGUUCUGAGUGUGGGAAAUGUUUUACAUACAAAUCAGCUUUUGUUACACAUCAGAGAUAUCACACAGGUGAUAGGCCAUUUCCGUGUUCUGAGUGUGGAAAAUGUUUUAUACAAAAAUCACGUCUUGUUAUACAUGAGAGAAGUCACACUGGUGAAAAACCAUUUACAUGUUCUGAGUGUGGAAAAUGUUUUAUUCAAAAAUCAACUCUUGUUAUACAUGAGAGAAGUCACACUGGUGAGAAACCAUUUCCAUGUUCUGAGUGUGAGAAAUGUUUUAUAUAUAAGUCACAACUUGUUAGACAUGAGAGAAGUCAUACAGGUGAGAAACCAUUUCCAUGUUCUGAGUGUGGAAAAUGUUUUAUUCAAAGAUCAGCUCUUUUUAUACAUAAGAAAAGUCACACAGGUGAGAAACCAUUUCCAUGUUCUGAGUGUGGGAAAUGUUUUGUACACAAAUCAGUUCUUGUUACACAUCAGAGAAGUCACACAGGUGAGAAACCAUUUCCAUGUUCUGAGUGUGGGAAAUGUUUUGUACAGAAAUCAGUUCUUGUUGCACAUCAGAGAAGUCACACAGGUGAGAAACCAUUUCCAUGUUCUGAGUGUGGGAAAUGUUUUGUACACAAAUCAGUUCUUGUUACACAUCAGAGAAGUCACACAGGUGAGAAACCAUUUCCAUGUUUUGAGUGUGGGAAAUGUUUUGUACAGAAAUCAGUUCUUGUUGCACAUCAGAGAAGUCACACAGGUGAGAAACCAUUUCCAUAUUCUGAGUGUGGGAAAUGUUUUGCACAGAAAUCACAUCUCGUUAGACAUGAGAGAAGUCACACAUGUUCUGAGUGUUAGAAGUAAAUCAGCUGUUUCACACAAUAGACAUCACACAGGUGAGGAACCUUUUUAAUCUAAUCACCAUUGCCAUGCAGUGUUCCUCAAGGUCCUGUCCUAUCUCCUAUGCUUCUUGCAAUAUACAUGCUGCUACUGAGUGAAACAAUCAGACGUCAUGCCCUGGUCUACUACUGCUGUCCUGAUGACCUCUUUUUUGCUCUGUGUACUCGGAACCCAAUACCAAUCCUAAGCGGCUGUCUAGCUGAGCUCCAGGUGUGGGUGAUACCAGUUGGCUGUGACCCAGUUGUGGUGAAACAUGUCCUUAUGAUAGCGUCUCACCUACAAAAGGCAGGGCUACAGCGUUACCAACCAACAUGGGGGAAGCUUCUGUCUGACCUCUCAUUACACAACGUAUCCUGAUCCCGGCUCUAUGUGACCUCUCACAUCUAUCCUUGUGUCACAUUACAUCUUAUACCUGUAGUUUUAUGUUUCUGUUGUUUCCCUGUUAUCUGUUCGGUAAGAUCACCUGCUCUCAUUGUGUGUGUGGGGGGGGGGGGGGGGGUCACUUUCUAGCAUGAGUGGUAGUUUCUGGAAUUGGAUCGCCCAGAGGAGUGUGGGAGUACCAUCCUGGAGGUGAUGAAGGGGUAAGUGCCUAUUACCUAAUGAUGGGGAUACGGUCUGGCUGUCACGUUCCUGGUACACACCUCCGCUCUGCCUAAUAAUGAUUGCCACUUUACAUAUGUGCAGCUGUACCAGUGUCACCCCACAUCUGUAUCUCACAGGCUGUCACAUAAGCUCCUGUAUCUGUUGUAGAUGCAGUAAUCAGCCUUUGGGCACAAUUUUAUAUAUAUAUAUAUAAAUAUAUAUAUACAUACAUACAUACACACACACACACACACACACACACACACACACACACACACAUUCAUGGGUUCAGCACUCCCAAAGCCUGGUAGACGGCUGCGUUGACUCUGGACUUAAUAAAGCACAGUGGACCAACACCAGCAGAUGACAUGGUUCCCUAAAUCAACACAGACUGCGGAAACUUCACACUGGACUUCAAGCAUCUUGGAUUUUGUGCCUCUCCUUUCUUCCUCCUCCAUACUAUGGGACCUUGGUUUUCAAAUGAGAUGCAAAAUGUGUUCAAAUCAGAAAAGUGGACUUUGGACCACUGAGCAACAGACCUGUUCUUUUUUUACUUUAGCCCAGGUAAGACGCUUCCUACUAGGCCAUUUUAGAGCACUUCAUACAUCCUUCAGCAGACAAGCUUUAUGGAGAUGCGGACUUAAUUUUCCAGCAGGACUUGGCACCUGCCCACACUGCCAAAAGUACCAAAACCUGGUUCAAUGACUUUGUUUUCUGUGUUGGAUUGGCCAGCAAACUCACAUGACCUGAACCCCAUAGAGAAUCUAUGGGGCAUUGCCAAGAGAAAGAUGAGACAUGAGAUUGAACAAUGCAGAUGAGCUGAAGGCCGCUAUUGAAGCAUCCUGGUCUUCCAUAACACCUCAGCAGUGCCACCGGCUGAUAGAAUCCAUGCCACGCCGCAUUGAGGCAGUAAUUCAUGCAAAAGGGCCCAAACCAAGUACUGAGUACAUAUGUAGGAUUAUACUUUUCAGAGGGCCAAAAUUUCUGUAUUUAAAAUCCUUUUUUUAUUGAUUUUAUGUGAUCUAAUUUUCUGAGAUUUGGGAUCUGGGGUUUUCUUAAGCUGUAAACCACAAUCAUCAAAAUUAUAACUAAUAAAUGCUUGAAAUAUCUCACUUUGCAUGUAAUGAGUCUAUAUAAUAUAGUAGUUUCACCUUUUAAGUUGAAUUACUGAAAUAAAUGAACUUUUGCACGAUA